This is a messenger RNA of Syzygium oleosum, 2679 nucleotides long. RefSeq names its product glutamate receptor 2.9-like. NCBI's taxonomy places the organism in Eukaryota, Viridiplantae, Streptophyta, Magnoliopsida, Myrtales, Myrtaceae. The record is from RefSeq and is a predicted model, not a curated record. Gene Ontology annotation, molecular function: glutamate-gated receptor activity. The coding region runs from base 64 to 2637 and encodes 857 amino acids. Gene Ontology annotation, cellular component: plasma membrane. The transcript is spliced from 5 exons.
UUUGCCAAAGCAAUAUAGUUCAACACUUGUUUCAGUUUCUGAGGAGUUUUUAAGGUUUUCGAGAUGGGGUUUCACCGAAGCUCGUUUAGCAGAAGUAGAAGACACAUUUUGUCCAUUUUGAAGCUGCUUCUCUUGCUCUCGCCGCUCCUAGUCCCGAACUACUCCAGUGCAGCCACCAAAGCCAUAGAUGAGAGGAAAGCUUUCGAAGUGGGCGUGAUUCUUGAUUUGGAUUCCCGUCUCGGUGACCAAAUGCGUAUGGCAAUCGAAAUAGCAUGCCAAGACGUGAACAGCAUCUCAUCAUCGGGAAGUCAUUACAUAAAGCCACAUUACGUAAACUCACACGCAAAGGCCCUUCGAUCAAUUUUGGCCGCUGAAAAGCUGAUCAGAAGGAAGAAUGUGCAAGUUAUUAUCGGCUUGGAAACAUGGGAGGGUGCAACUUUAGUAGCCGAAAUUGCUAAUCAAUCUCAGGUGCCAGUCAUAUCCUUUGCGAGAGACCACGUGACCCCGCCAUUGAUGCCGGAAACUCUAUGGCCUUCACUGUUUCGAAUGAGUACCGAUGAAUCCGACCAAAUUAAAUGCAUUGUAGAUAUAGUUAGUUUUUAUAACAGACAAAGAGUAUCAAUAAUAUAUGAGGCGGAGGCAUACGAUACUACGUACUCCAUGCUGUUAAAUUCUUUGUUGGAGGAGCUUGGAAAAAUCGGCUCGGCAAUAGAGGACCAGCUGAUUCUUCAAGCAUUUUCAUCUCCGACCAGAGCAGAAGUGUCUUUGGAAGAGAAAUUAAUGAAGCUGAAGGGAAAGGUAUCUCCGAUCUUUAUUGUUUUAGGAAUGUCAUCGCAGGGAAGCGCAUAUUUUCUCAAAGAAGCAAAGAUCAUGGGACUCUUCUACGAAGAUUCAAUUUGGAUCUUCGCUGAAAAACCCUUCACCAAUCUCUUAACUUCAGUAGAGCAUUCAGGAAACUUCUCGACCGUUGAAGGCGUGAUAGGAGUAAUCACCUACCGUCCCCAAAACCAGGCAUAUAGAGAAUUCAGAUCCAAAUUCUUGAAUACGUUCCAUCACAAGUAUGGAGAGAACUUCAAUUUCGAGCCAGGAAUCGAUGCUGUUCGAGCAUACGAUUGCAUUAAGACCAUUAAAAAUGCCAUAGAUGCAGUGCCGAGCCAUGAUAUUAUGCCUGAGUUUUUGCUUGAUAGAAUAUCGCGCACUAGACUCAUGGGUUUGAGCGGGGCAAUACAAUUUGAGAAAGGCCAGUUGGCACAUCGACCCAGAUUCCAACUUGUGAGCGUUAAUGGAAAUGAAUAUAGAGAGCUUAAGCUUUGGUCUCCCGAUUUCGGCAUCUCGAGAAGCUUUGUACCGAAACAAAGUUCAAGAAGAAACGCGGUCGCAAUUUCAGACGUAUUGAAGACCCAAGAAGGACAGACUUCUAGUGAGUCGCAAUUCGUUAUCGGAGUUCCCCGUAAAACUCCCUUUGAUAAGUUUGUGAAGAAGGAAGUGAACAGCACAACCAAUAAAGAAAAGUACAUCGGCUUUUGCAUAGAUGUUUUCGAGAAGGCUGUUCCUGCUGAUUUUAAUUAUGUUUUUGUCAGUCACGACGGAACAUAUGACGAGUUGGUGAACAAAGUUCAUGAUAAGACCUACAACGCUGCGGUCGGUGACAUAACUAUUCGGGCCAGUCGCUCACAGUAUGUUGAGUUCACACAACCGUUCAUGGGAUCAGGCCUUUCAGUGAUAGUCCCAGCAAAACCGGACAGAGACAAGGCAUUGAUCUUCAUGGAGCCUUUCACUCCAACAAUGUGGGUUGCCUCUGGAGGCAUCCUUAUAUACACAAUGUUGGUAGUUUGGUUCUUGGAGCAUCCGAUCAAUCCAGAAUUCGGAGGACCUUGGAUGAAUCAGCUCUCAACUUCUCUUUGGUUCACUUUCUCCUCUCUCUUCUUUGCUCAUAAGGAGAGAGUCCAUCGCAACUUCACCCGAAUCGUGCUGGUGAUUUGGUUCUUUGUAGCAUUGAUCUUGACACAGAGUUACACGGCCGGCCUCACCUCGAUGCUCACUAUCCCGGAGUUCAAAUCGACUGUGACCACCAUGGAAUGGCUGAGAAUUUCUAAAGCAAGAGUGGGUUGUGACGCCGAUGGUUUCGUUUGUGGCUAUUUGAAUAACACGUUGGACUUCUCGAAUGAUGUCAUCGUCCCCAUAAGAGACGCUUGGAACUAUGGAGAAGAAUUCAGAAAAGGCAACAUCGCCGCUCUUUUUCUGGAGUACCCAUACGUGAGACCCUUCUUCGCUCAGUAUUGCGAUGGAUAUUUGACCAUUGGUGAUGGCUACGGAUUUGGCGGUUUAGCCUUUGUGUUCCCAAAUGACUCUCCACUGGCUGCAAAUUUCUCUAGGGCCAUUUUGGAGCUUUCAGAGAGCCGUGAGAUGAAAAGAUUAGAGGACAAGUGGUUCUCUCUUGAGUGUACGAUGAGGAACUUCACCAACGAGACACGGAAGUUGGGCCUCAACAGCUUCUGGGCACUCUAUGCUUCCACCAUCACCACUUCCACGGGUUGUUUGCUCUUUGCCUGUCUUUGCACAAGAAGGAAUCGUCAGGAUCAUGAACAACAAAGCACUGGCGACAGCAUGAGCGUCACGGAGAUCACUAUGUUGUAGUGUAAAUCAAUGUGCAGUGGCAUAGUUUUAGGCUCGAUGAUA